AUGUGGUUCAGAUUUCAAGUUUUCUUUCAGGUCAAAUCGACACGUCUAAAUGAUCUAAGAAAACUCAUGCAAGAAAAUCACAUUAAUGCCUAUAUAGUAUGCAAUGUGAAUGAAAAUCUGGGUAAAUUAACAUCCCAUGACAGAAGACUAGAGGCAUUGUCUGGAUUUUCAGGGUUAAUAGGUACUGCAGUGGUGACUCUUGAUAGCGCGGCGUUAUGGACAGACGGCAGAACGUUCCAGACAGCCAUUGAUGACGUUACCUGUGGUUGGUCAGUCUUCAGAAAAGGCGGUAAAGAAACGACGUCUCUAGUUGACUGGAUCUAUGAACAUGUAGAAAACCCUAUCUCUGUUGGAGCUUCUCCGUACCUUUUUAGCGCUGUUUGGUGGAACAAUUUUCAGAAGAUUUUUGAAGUGAAAAACACAACCUUUGUUCCUAUGUAUACGGACCUUAUUGAUUUGGUAUGGACGGAGGACAGACCCCCAUUACCAACUUCACCAAUUCACAUCCUUCCACCACAGAUUUCAGGCGAAACAUGGCAAAGCAAAAUAGAACGAACAUUACAUAUCAUGAAGGAAAAGAAUGCUGACAUCUUAGUUUUGACUAAUUUGGGUGAAAUAGCAUGGCUUUUUAACUUAAGAGCAAGGGAUUUUGCAUAUGAUCCAUAUUUCAUAUCGUUUUGUAUAAUCAGUGCCAGAACUGGGAUUAUAAGCCUUUACAUGGUGGAAGCCGAGAAGAAGCUAACUGAAAAUCUUGAAACUGUAGAUAUAAAACUCUUCGAGUUCCUCAAUUCAUCUAAGUCUGGUGAAUGUCUGAAACGAAACUGUUAUCAGGACAUCAAUAUAUACAGAGACGACAGCAUGGAAACCUGUGAUAAAAAAGACGAAAACUUGAUUGAAAAAGGAUAUUGUAUAGAAGUCAAAGAAUACAGUCCACAAAACUUGAAAGAUGUUAUUGGAAAUUUGUCACGCGAUGAACAUGUUCGAAAAGUAUGGGUCUCGUGGGACUGCAGUCAAGCAUUUAUAACGGAAAUUCCAAAAGAAAAACUUUUAAUAGAAUACACACCCCCUUUAAUGUUUAAAGCAGUGAAAAAUAGCGCUGAAAUAGAAGCAAUGAAGACCUCCACGCUUCGAGAUUCUGUUUUUCUGAUAACUUACUUCGCUGGACUAGAUGAGAGGAUUAACAAAGGAGAAGUUUUGAAAAUAAACGAUAUUGAAGCUGAGUCAAAGAAAUUAAGAAAGAAUGAACUGUUCAACAAAGGUCCUAGUGGAAUAUCUCUUAUUGGUACAGGCUCAGCAACCUCUGCAUUGAGACCAAAAGUUACUGAUGACAUCAUUGGAAAAAAUGAUGUCUUCCUCUUUGAUAUCGGUGCACACUAUUUGGAUGGAACCACCGACAUAGCUCGCUCGUUUGUCUUUGGAACUCCUACAGAGAAACAAAAGGAUAUUUACACACGUUUACUGAUGACACAGAUCAACUUGGCGAAAAAGAAAUUCAGCAUAGGAAGUACAGGUCGAGAUUUAGAUACAGCAGAUGUACGAAAGCCCCUACGUGAUGUAGGCGUAGAUUUUCCACACGAAAUAGGGCAUAUGAUAGCAGUGUACGGAUCGAUUAUAGAAGGACCGGCCUCAAUUUCAAACAUCUCUGAAGACUGGAGUAGUAAUGUACCGAUGGACAGACAUAUAUUUGAUUGUAAAACUUGUAAGAAGUCACAAGAUCUGAUGUCACCCCCUGAUGGGCGAGACUACGUGCUGGAGGAAGGCAUGAUAUUUUCCAACGAACCAAGCUUUUAUAGUGAAGGAGAAUUCGGAAUGAGAUUAGAGAACACAAUGUUUAUCACCAAAGCAGAUGGUGGCAAACAUUGCUAUGCUUUUGAACAGUUGGUUCUAAUACCGUACGAGUUCAAUCUUAUAAAAACAGAAUUAUUAUCAACUGAACAGAUAUCUUGGUUGAAAGAUUACUAUAAAACGGUGGAUAAAUUGGUAACUCCACAUCUCGAAGCAAAGAACGAUUCAGUUGCCUUAAAGUGGUUCAAAGACAGAAUAAAUGCAGAUUUCCUCUCUAAUAUAUGAAAUACAUGUAUUUCUUCAAGAAGGUUUUAACAUCAAUUAAACUGGAAUUUGAACU
This is a messenger RNA of Saccostrea cuccullata (small rock oyster), 2125 nucleotides long. Its product is annotated as xaa-Pro aminopeptidase 2-like. The record is from RefSeq and is a predicted model, not a curated record. Lineage: Eukaryota; Metazoa; Mollusca; Bivalvia; Ostreida; Ostreidae. The transcript is spliced from 21 exons. Bases 1 to 2070 code for a protein of 689 amino acids.